GCUGUCUCGAGACAUCCAGGUUGAGAGAAAAAAGAAUACAUUUAUAGUAGCCAAGAGAACUGUCUCUGGCAUGCAGAGGUUAAGACCUAAAAUUGAAGCCAUUUUAACAAAGAGCCAGGAGGCUACUCAUUUUCUUCUUCUGAUUACCAUCAUGUCCACAGAUGGCGGCUUUGGUGCAGGGGGCAACAGCGAUGCCCAGCAAUGCCUUCAGUCAUUCUGGCCACGGGUCAUGGAAGAGAUUCGGAACCUUACUGUGAAAGAUUUCAGAGUCCAGGAGCUUCCUUUGGCACGCAUUAAGAAGAUCAUGAAACUUGAUGAAGACGUGAAGAUGAUCAGCGCUGAAGCACCUGUGCUGUUUGCCAAGGCUGCUCAGAUAUUCAUCACGGAAUUAACAUUGCGGGCAUGGAUACAUACAGAAGACAACAAACGCAGGACUUUGCAGAGAAAUGACAUUGCCAUGGCCAUAACCAAGUUUGAUCAGUUUGACUUUCUCAUUGACAUUGUUCCAAGGGAUGAGCUUAAACCUCCAAAACGCCAGGAGGAAGUGCGCCAGGCCGUGACUCCGGCAGAGCCCGUCCAGUACUACUUCACGCUUCAGCAACCUGCAGCCGUCCAGGUACAGGGGCAGCAGCAAGGGCAGCAGACAACCACCUCCACGACCACCAUCCAGCCAGGGCAGAUCAUAAUCGCGCAGCCUCAGCAGGGGCAGACCACCCCCGUGACCAUGCAGGUGGGCGAGGGCCAGCAGGUGCAAAUUGUCCAGGCACAGCCACAAGGACAGACGCAACCAGCGCAGAGCGGGACCGGGCAGACCAUGCAAGUGAUGCAGCAGAUCAUCACCAACACGGGUGAAAUCCAGCAAAUCCCGGUUCAGCUCAAUGCUGGCCAGCUGCAGUAUAUCCGUUUGGCUCAGCCCGUGUCGGGCACUCAGGUGGUCCAGGGACAGAUCCAGACGCUCACGGCCAAUACACAGCAGAUUGCACAGACUGAAGUUCAGCAGGGACAGCAGCAAUUCAGCCAGUUUACUGAUGGACAGCAACUGUAUCAGAUCCAGCAAGUGACCAUGCCUGCCGGUCAGGAUAUCACCCAGCCCAUGUUCAUCCAGUCCACCAAUCAGACGACAGAUGGACAGGCCCCCCAGGUCACAGGAGAUUGAGCUGGCCCAGCAGGAAGGGUCUCCGGAUGGGACAGAGCCUGCACCAACUGGAUUACCUUGCUGCCAGCCUGGCCCGAAGAUGCUUCUCUGCCCUGCCCC
This is a messenger RNA of Eublepharis macularius, 1255 nucleotides long. It is a transcript of the gene NFYC, whose product is annotated as nuclear transcription factor Y subunit gamma. Gene Ontology annotation, cellular component: nucleus; CCAAT-binding factor complex. Lineage: Eukaryota; Metazoa; Chordata; Lepidosauria; Squamata; Eublepharidae. The record is from RefSeq and is a predicted model, not a curated record. The coding region runs from base 71 to 1156 and encodes 361 amino acids. The transcript is spliced from 10 exons. Gene Ontology annotation, molecular function: DNA binding; protein heterodimerization activity; DNA-binding transcription activator activity, RNA polymerase II-specific. Gene Ontology annotation, biological process: regulation of DNA-templated transcription.